Messenger RNA from Closterium sp. Naga37s-1, 1713 nucleotides. The record is from the annotation of a GenBank genome assembly. Lineage: Eukaryota; Viridiplantae; Streptophyta; Zygnematophyceae; Desmidiales; Closteriaceae.
AUGAUCUUUCAGGUCGACGCACUGGCAAGGCAGCAGCAGUGCAGCACACGAGGGGCGAGGAGAGGGAUGAAGACCCAUUGCUUAUUGUCCCUGUCACUGCAUCUGCACUUGAUCCGUGCAGGUCGGCGCACUGGCAAGGCAGCAGCAGUGCAGCAGGCGAGGGACGGAAAGGCAGGGAGAGGGGGGAAGGCGGAGGAGAAGAGUGAGGAGGACCUAGUCACAAGGAAGCAGCAGCUGCUGGAGCAAGCCGUUCAGGAGCUGCGAGCCAAGUUUGGGCGGGAGGCAGUGAUGGUUCUGGGCGGCACUGAGGCGGACUUGGCCGCCCACCGCGUCCCAGUCAUCCCCUCAGGCUCCAUCGCCCUAGAUUCCGCCCUCGGGAUUGGGGGCUUCCCUCGGGGCCGAGUGGUGGAGAUCUAUGGGCCCGAGGCAACGGGCAAGACAACCCUGGCGCUACAUGUGGUGGCAGAGGCUCAGAAGAGAGGAGGUGCGGCUUACUUUGUGGAUGCGGAGCAUUCGCUCGACAUUGACCUUGCAAAGGCCCUGGGGGUGGAUAUGACUCGCAUGCACCUGUCUCAGCCUGAUAGUGGGGAGACAGGCCUGGCUCUGGUGGAUCAGAACGUCAGGAGCGGUGCCUAUGACGUCAUUGUGGUGGACAGCGUGGCAGCGCUGGUGCCCCAAGCGGAGCUAGAAGGAGAGAUGGGGGACUCCUUCGUAGCCCUGCAGGCACGCAUGAUGUCUCAGGCGCUGAGGAAGCUGUCAGGGGCGCUCAACCGCUCGCAGGCAGUGCUCAUCUUCGUCAAUCAGGUGCGGUCGAAGCUCAUGAUGGGAGGGCCAGGCAUGGGCAUGCCGGUGGAGGUGACGUCGGGGGGGAAUGCGCUCAAGUUCUAUGCGUCGCUGCGACUGCACAUUAAGAGAGUGGCGCAGCUGAAGCAGGGAGAAAAGCACCCCACAGCACCUUGCAGCUCCCCACAGCACCCUACAGCACUCAGGCAUGGCAUCCCUUUAGUGAGUGGCACACACUGGGACGAUGCUCUCAAGUUCUAUGCGUCUCUGCAGCUGCACAUUGAGAGAGUGGCACAGCUGAAGCAGGGAGAAAAGCACUCUACAGCACUCAGACUUGGAGAUGAGUUAGGGCCUGCUCACACUUACUUCUCCUCCCUCCCUUCUCCCAUGCUCUUUCUACCUCCGUCCCCCCCCCAUUCUCUCCUCCCUUCCCGCUCCCCCCGCUUCUCCCCUGCUACCCCAUCAUCCCGUUCUCUGCCUCAGAUUGUUGGUAACCGCGUGCGCGUAACGGUGAACAAGAACAAGCUUGCUCCGCCCUUCCGCACGGCAGAAUUCGACAUUGAGUUUGGGCACGGGAUUUCCCGGGAGGGGGAACUCCUGGAUUUGGGGGUGAAAGAAGGCUUGCUUACGCUCUCUGGAGCGUGGUACAAAAAGGAUGGCGAAGUGAUCGGGCAGGGGAAGGAAGGCGCGAGGAACUUUCUUAAGGAGAAUGUGGAGGUUGCAAGGGAGCUUGAGGAAGGGAUUAGGGAGAGGCUGGGUGGACGGAAGAGAGAGGGGGAUGGGGAGGGUAAGAAGGGGGGAGUGGAGGAAGGGAAAGGUGUGGAAAGUGGAGAGGGAGGGGGAGAGGAGGGAAGUGGGGAGGAGACUGAGGGAGAAGAGAUUGGUUUGGAAGUUGAUGACAGCACUGUUGUCACUGGAGUGUCCGGUUAA